Messenger RNA from Amaranthus tricolor (Joseph's coat), 1993 nucleotides. RefSeq lists its product as uncharacterized. Bases 168 to 1607 code for a protein of 479 amino acids. The record is from RefSeq and is a predicted model, not a curated record. NCBI's taxonomy places the organism in Eukaryota, Viridiplantae, Streptophyta, Magnoliopsida, Caryophyllales, Amaranthaceae. The transcript has 8 exons.
GAACAAGUUACCAUUAAUAUAGCGUAUAGGUAUUUUUAUUAGACCAUUUAAAUUAGUAGAUUAAUCAAUCCUCAAUUCGAACCCCACAAGGGCAUUAAUUCCCAGCAUAGGAUAGGAUUAAGGAGUAUUAACUCUUAACCACUCUCACUCUUUUUAUUCCUUCCGUCAUGCCACCACCUCCAGACGAUGCCCCCAUUUGCUGCUUCGCCGACGAAGAUUCUUCCUCCGAUGGUAAACAUUGCCCGCAUUGCCGCAAAUCGGAUCCUUCCUCCUCCUCCACUUCCUAUUUCGACCCGAUUUCCGAAACUAAUUCGGAUAAGUUUAAGCGGAUUAUCUCUGCAUCCAUUAAAGGUUUUGUUAUUGGAGCUGGAUUAAAGGGUGGUGUUUCUAUUUUCUCUCUCCUUGCUCGAUUAAGUCGCCGGAAAUCCUCCAAAUCUAUCAAGAAAGUGGGUGAUGUUUCUAGUAGUGAAGAGAUUUUAUCAGUGGUUACAGAAACCUUGCGUUACGGUCUUUUUCUUGGUACUUUUGCCGGUACUUUUUCUUCUGUUGAUGAGAUUGUUGCUGCUUUUGGUGGUCAUCGUAGGACUUCGAAAUGGAGGGUGUUAUUGGCAGGUGCAAUUGCUGGGCCUUCUAUGCUAUUAACAGGAUUAAAUACACAACACAAUAGCUUGGCUAUAUAUAUCUUCAUGCGAGCAGCUGUGUUGGCAUCUCGGUGUGGUAUUAAGAGCAAGCGAUUUGGUCGCAUUUGCAAACCUUUGACUUGGGCUCAUGGAGAUAUCUUCCUCAUGUGUCUUUCCUCCUCCCAAAUUCUAUCGGCCUACAUAUUGAAGCAAGAAUCUUUACCUUCAUCAUACAAGUCGUUCCUCAAUAAACACGGUGGAAAGGAUAUCUCCAUUCUGCAGGGUGUAAAAGAUAUUGCGAGUGGAUUGCCCUUUUCUAAUCUAGGGGUAAUAGAGAAGUAUUACAAAUCAAUUGGUAUGAACAUCAAAUUAGAUCCUGAAAUGAAAGUCCCCUGCUCGUUUGUGCAUGGGAAUCAAUCAUGUGAGGCGCAUUUCCUCACGUUUCUUGUCGAAGCUUAUAAAAGAGCAGUACCAGUGUAUCUUCCAGUAUAUUUGGUUCCUGCACUGAUAGUUCAUCGUCAAGACCUAUUGAAAAGACCUUACUCCAUUGUGGGAAAGAGUGUUUUUGGUAUAGCGCGUUCUAGCUUGUUCCUGUCGACAUAUUGUGCUUCAGCCUGGAUGUGGACAUGCAUUCUUUUUAGGAUUUUCAAGAGAUGCACCAUACCGAUGGUGGUAUUGGGGACGUUUCCACCUGGCCUUGCAUUAGCCAUUGAGAAGAAGAGCAGACGGAUCGAAAUAUCACUCUAUUGCCUAGCUCGUGCAAUUGAGAGUUUCUUCACUUGCAUGGCUGACAUUGGAUAUUUACCUCAAUCACUAAUGAAUAUCAAGAGAGCUGAUGUGGUUGUUUUCAGCUUAUCAACAGCUAUAAUUAUGCACUGUUAUUCUCAGGAGAGGGAAGUUUUUAAAUCGAAGUACCUAAACGUUCUUGAUUGGGUCUUUGGUGUGCCAUGCCCACCUUGCUACACGCCUCGCUAUAAAAACAAGUAGAAGAAUUCGUACAUAUGAGGCAUCAGGUGAGUGAUUUUUCACCCACAAGUUGUCUGCCCAAGUUUACAGCUUACCAAAGAACAAUCUUUAGAACAGUUGGGUAAUAGGGCAAUGUUGUUGGUUCAAGUUAUACUAGCAAUGAUUUGUAAGUUGUAACCGUCAUUCGAGUGUCAGGCACCUCAAUUUUUUUUUUAUUUUGAUUCGGGUAGGUACAAUAUCUUAGAGGUUACACGCAAGAGGAAAGAGAGAAUUAAUAUUUCUUUAGUUAGUUACCAACCUAUAAUUAUAAAUAUUGCUUAUUGACUAUAAUUGUCGGAAAAUAUUGUAAUUAAAUUUCUCAAAAAUAGGAGUAUACAAAUAUAUCAAUGGAAGGUUGCAAAGGCAAA